This is a messenger RNA of Dromiciops gliroides (monito del monte), 6965 nucleotides long. It is a transcript of the gene ZNF646, whose product is annotated as zinc finger protein 646. Gene Ontology annotation, biological process: regulation of DNA-templated transcription. Gene Ontology annotation, molecular function: DNA-binding transcription factor activity, RNA polymerase II-specific; RNA polymerase II cis-regulatory region sequence-specific DNA binding. NCBI's taxonomy places the organism in Eukaryota, Metazoa, Chordata, Mammalia, Microbiotheria, Microbiotheriidae. The record is from RefSeq and is a predicted model, not a curated record.
CCUGUUUCCUAGUAACAAUAGGAAGUGUCCGCGGAGCCGGGGGAGACCUCGGGCUCGUGCCAGCUGAGCUCCCUUUCCUUUUCCCCUCCUUCCCCUUCCCUUUUCCCUCCCCACCUUCCCUUCCUCCCCUUCCUUGGCUUCCUGGCCCGAGCGCGCUUGCGCGUGGGUGAGAGACCCUUCCCCCCCCCUUCCUGGGGGGGGAACUUGAGCGGGCAUCGGGCGACUGACUACUCUCCUCUCCUCCUCCCCCUUCCCCUCCCCCUCCUUACCAAGCAGAACUCUUCGGCUGUUGGGGGGAGUUCUGGGGGAGGAGGAGAAGUAGUGGUCUUCAUUGUGCGCACGCGCGACCGGCCCACCAGCCUUCGUGAGACUCGGACACCCCCCCCCCCAGUCCCGUUCGACCGUUGCCCUAUAGGAACGAACGCUACCUGGUUGUCUUCUGCACCCUCCGACCUCCCUUCCCACCCCCCACCCCCCAAUUUAACUCUCAGUCCCUAGGGAAACGAAGGACUUUGGGCCCCUCCCAAUCAACUGACGAGCUGGAGGCAGGGAGCUCAGAGAGGGACCAGCGUCCUUUCCCCGCCCCCAGGGAGGCGAGAUCCUCAAUUGGAGAAUAGUGAUAGAGACUCUGAUUGGAUUCCCAGCAGCCUAAACAAGGACAAGAAGAUGCUAUUACCACCUGCCCGUGUUUCCUGAGCACUCUGCAGUUUGCCUCGCCACCUCAUGGAGGAUACCCCUGCCUUGAUCAGCUGCCCUGAUUGUCAGCGUCAUUUCCCCAGCCUCCCAGAACUGGCACGUCACCGUGAGCUGCUCCAUCACUCACCUCCAAGCAGGAAUGGUGAUGAGGCUGAUGGGAUCCCUCGGCCAUACCGAUGUGUACAGUGUGGGCGGGGUUAUCGUCAUGCAGGUAGUCUGGUCAAUCAUCGCCGAACCCAUGAGAUUGGCCGCUUUCCUUGUACUACAUGCAACAAGGACUUCUCCAAUCCUAUGGCCCUCAAGAGUCACCUGAGGACUCAUGCCCCUGAAGGCCGAAGGAGGCACAGGCCCCCCCGCCACAAAGAGGCCACAUCAUAUAGCCAGGGUCAGAUGACUACCACUGACAUUUUGGGGGGUAUGCCUGGUCCUGGGGAAAACUGGAACAGCCAGGCAGGCCAUGGACAAAAUAUACAUGUAUGGGAGGCUGGGCCUAAUCCUAGAGAAGCUUCUGGUACCUGGGAAAAGCCACCUGGACACAAGGAUGGCUGGGAGAACAGGACAGAUUCUAAGGAGAGUACAGAGGGAUGGGGAAAUACAUCAGGUCCCACAGAGGCCCCUGCUCUUCCUGCUCCAGCCAAUAGCCUUCUUAGCAAUUUAGAGCAGUAUUUAGCUGAAUCCAUGGUGGAUUUUACAGGGAGUGAGAGACCACCUCAGUCCCCCCCUGCUGAGGAUGAACGUCGAUAUAAGUGUGGACAAUGUGGCAAAGCCUAUAAACAUGCUGGAAGCCUGACCAACCACCGUCAGAGCCAUGCCUUAGGUGUCUACCCCUGUGCUGUAUGCUUCAAGGAGUUUUCUAACCUUAUGGCCCUAAAGAAUCAUUCUAGGUUACAUGCUCAGUAUAGGCCUUACCAGUGUCCUCGAUGCCCCCGGGCUUUCCGGCUGCCUAGUGAAUUGUUGGGACACCAACAAGCCCAUGAGGGAGAAGGGAAGGAACUACCAUGGGAAGAAAAAGGAGAGCCAUCUGCCAAUGGUCAUGGAGAAAGUAGUCAUGACAGAGAUCAGCUUCAUAGUACCAAGGAACCUAAUGCUUCCAGGGAGUUCAACACUUCUGGAGAGUUUGAUGGGGAGCUUAAUGAGGGUGGAGUAGAAGAAUAUAGGCCUUUCCGAUGUGCUGAUUGUGGCCGCACUUAUCGACAUGCUGGGAGCCUUAUCAAUCACCGGAAGAGUCAUGAGACUGGGGUCUAUCCCUGUCCAGUCUGCCCAAAGCAGUUGUUCAAUGCUGCAGCCCUCAAAAAUCAUUUGCGGGCUCAUCUUAAAACUCGUCGUAGUGGGGGGGAGGGGGAACAGCAUCAACCACCGCCUCCCACACCACUGCCUUCCCUGAUGACACCAACACCAGAGGUUGACCCAGAAGAGGAAGAAAAUCCUGCUACUCCAACUACAGACCAUCGCCCCUAUAAAUGCAAUGAGUGUGGGCGGGCUUAUCGUCACCGAGGAAGCCUGGUAAACCACCGACACAGCCAUCAGACUGGUGAAUAUCAGUGCUCCCUUUGCCCCCGCCAGUACCCAAAUCUCAUGGCCCUCCGCAAUCAUGUGAGGGUGCAUUUUAAGGCAGCACGACGCAAUGAGAGUCAAGGGAGAGAGGAACCACUCUGUCAUGAUGGGGAGGGUACUACACCCGGCCUAGAAAGAGAGGAUUCUACCCCUAGUCAAGAGGAAGAAUGCCCUGAAGAGGAGAAGGAACAGCAGACAACCCAAGGGGAAGAAGAUCCUAGUGAAGAAGGGACAAUGGACAGCCAUCCAGAAGUAGACAUGGCAGUGGCACAAAUAUGUGGUCUUUGUGGGAUGCUUUUUGAUGAUGUAGAGAGCUUAAAACAACAUGGACAAAUUCAUCAAGAAGGGGAGAGUAAUAGAGCUGAAUCAGCAGAGUCACCUCCAAGGACCUAUUCCUGUAGAGACUGUGGGAAAACUUAUCGACAUUCAGGAAGUCUCAUCAACCACAGACAGACCCACCAGACAGGUGACUUUGGUUGUGGGACAUGUGCCAAACACUUCCACACUGUGGCAGCCAUGAAGAGCCACUUACGACGUCAUAGCCGGAGAAGGAGCAAGAGGCACCAGCGGCAGAGUGCUGGAAUCACUGAGGGGAGCAGCCAUGGAAUGGUGGUGACAGAUAGAAACGAAUCUUCACCAGAGGACUAUCAGGACAAGGAUUUGGUUGUGAAAGAGGAAGAAAAAGAGAAAAAUGAUCUUCACAAAGAUGUGAAAGUGAAUGGAGUUAAUAUGGCCAAUGGCAAGUUGGAAAACAACGAAAACUAUUUUCAGGGUGAUAUUGAGAGAGACAAAUGUAAGCUAGAAAGAAAUGAGGCUUGCUUCCAGAGUAAUGAAGAGGGGAAAACCAAUGAAGAAGGACUGGGAGGGAAGGAGUCCUGUUUCUUUGGGCACCUAGGAACAAUAGGCAAUAAGGGAGGUGGUGGGGAUACUCCAGCUUUGGUAGAAGGGGAACAUAAACAGGAUAGCAUGUAUGAUACCAUUUCCCAUGGCCCUGAAGCUCUCAAUGGUUGGCGGACCUCUGGCCACCACACAUGUCAUGAUUGUGGGCGAUCUUUCCACCAUGCAGCUGGCUUACUGAACCAUCGACCUUGCCACCCACCAGGCAUCUACCAGUGUUCACUCUGCCCUAAGGAAUUUGAUUCACUCCCUGCCUUACGCAGCCAUUUUCAGAACCAUGGACCAGGAGAGGCCACAACAGGGCAGCCUUUUCUUUGUUGCCUCUGUGGCAUGAUCUUCCCUGGCCGAGCAGAUUAUAGACAGCAUAGAAGUCAGGCCCAUGAUUCCCCUGGUGAGAGUCAGGGUUCUUCAGAGGAUGAAGAGGAAGAGGCACUGGCCUCUAACUCUACUCCUUUGCAACUCUCAGAAGCAGAGCUACUGAACCAACUACAGCGGGAGGUAGAGGGACUGGAUGGGGCUGGCUAUGGGCACAUCUGUGCCUGCUGUGGCCAGACAUAUGAUGACCUAGGAAGUCUGGAACGCCACCAUCAGAGUCUAGGGAAUAUUUCUGUAGAUGGAAUGGAUGUGACACCUGCAGACAUAGGAGAGAAGAAUGGGAUGUCAGAGACAACUAUGGGUGAUAUUUCUGAGAGCACUGUGGACUCUAUCUCUCAAGAUGACACAGGCACUAUUUCUGGGGAGUGUUUAGACACUGUGUCCAAAGACAGUCUGGAAGCUGCAGGGACUGUGGACACAACCUCUGUAUUAGGGAUAGAAGGCACCAGUGUAGAAGCUGUUCCUGAGGCCCUCUCUCCUGCCCAGCCUCGUCCUUUUCAGUGUAGUCAGUGUGGUAAGACUUAUCGCCACGGUGGGAGCCUGGUAAACCACCGCAAGACUCACCAGACAGGAGACUUUGCAUGUCCCAUCUGUGCCCGAAGAUAUCCCAACUUGGCUGCCUACCGAAAUCACUUGCGGAAUCAUCCCCGUUGCAAAGGGGCAGAACCCCAGUUAGGUGUCAUCCCUGUGGUAGAAAACAAAGAAACACAGAAAGCAGCAGAGGCAGGACCAUUGCAGAUACCAUCAGAAGAACUGCAGAAAGAGGUUAAAGAGAAGGCAGUGGAAGAAAUACUCCUUAAGAAAGAGCCAGAGGAGACCACUGUGAAGCAGGAAGAAAUGCCACUAAAAGAUAAUGGCUUAGAAGAAGGGAAUUCAGAGAAGGAGGCUAGUAUGGAUCGUCCCUUUGGCUGUGAAUUGUGUGGUCGGACAUAUAAACAUGCUGGUAGCCUCAUCAACCAUCGACAAAGCCAUCAAACAGGACACUUUGGCUGCCAGGCCUGCUCCAAAGGUUUCUCUAAUCUCAUGGCUCUCAAGAACCACCGGCGUAUCCAUGCUGAACCCCGUCGCUUCCAUUGUGGAGAAUGUGGUAAAGCCUUUCGGUUGCGAAAACAGCUGGCUAACCAUCAGCGAGUGCAUGGGGAGCGGCGAAAUGGCAAUCCUGGAGGAGCUCGAAAGCUGCUGCCAAAAUCCCCCUCACUACCACGAGAAGAACGGCCUUUCCGUUGUGGACAGUGUGGGAGGACUUACCGGCAUGCUGGAAGCCUCCUGAACCAUCGUCGGAGCCAUGAGGUAGGGCAGUACAGCUGUCCAACCUGCCCUAAAACCUAUUCAAACCGUAUGGCACUCAAGAACCACCAGCGCCUACACUCAGAAAGUCGGAGGCGACGAACAGGAAGAGCAAGGAGGGGGGGUGGGCCUCGGGUAGCUGUGCGCUGUGCCCUUUGUAGCCGCAGUUUCCCUAGACGGGCAUCUCUGGAGAGGCAUCUAAGGGAGCAUGAGGAGGCCAGUAAGAGGGAGCUAGAUGUAAUUAAAGGACUUAGCCAAACAGCUGUCAAAGAUGAGAGUCAAGGAGAUAACAGUGAAUUAGAAGGAAGAUCAUGUGAUUUUGAACUUGGAGCUCAGGUUGAUAACCCAGCUAAGGGCACAGAAGAAUUAGGUCAGGGCCCCAGUGGGUUACCAGAUCAGGAAGAUAAUGGAGAGCCAUUGUCCUGGAUCACGAGGAAAACAGAUGGGUGGCAUAUUAAUGAGACUCCAGUGAGUAUACCAGGUAGCCAAAAGCAGGAUAGCUCUGGUGACUGUGGGUCUGGGAGUCCAUGCAGUCAGGAAGAUAAUCAACUUAAUGACCCAGACCUAAGUAGCUUAGAAGGCUGGGAUAGUGGACAGCCCCAGGACCAAGAUAGCAAUUCUCAAUCCCAGCUAGAACUCCGCCCUUUCUGCUGCGGACAGUGUGGCAAGACCUACCGGCAUGCAGGCAGUCUUCUGAACCACCGCAAUACCCACAAAACAGGCCGUUACCACUGUCAGCUCUGCUCUAAGGAAUUUUCAAAUCCCAUGGCUGCCAAAAACCAUGGUCGCAUUCACACGGCAACCCGUCGCUUCAUGUGCCCUCACUGUGGAAAAGCUUUCCGUGCCUCCCGUGAGCUGACCAGCCAUCAGCGAGCCCAUGCUAUGGGUCAAGGCCAGGCCCCACAGACAGAAGGAGCUGAGGGGCAAGAGGUUGAGACUAAAGGGGAUGUGGAAGAUGAGUAUGUGUCAGGCCAAGCGGAGACCCAUAAAACCACCAAAGAAAUAUCAGGGUCUGAGACAGCUGUGAAGGAGGCAAGAGAAGCAGGGCUAAAACAAGCUGCAGAAGAAGAGCGUCCCUUCUGUUGUACCCAAUGUGGGCGCUCUUAUCGUCAUGCUGGCAGCCUGUUGAACCACCAAAAAGCGCAUGCCACAGGUCUUUAUCCUUGUUCCCUCUGCCCCAAGCUACUGCCUAACCUGCUGGCCCUCAAGAAUCAUGGAAGGACACACACAGACCCUAAGCGCCAUCGCUGCGGAGUCUGUGGCAAAGCCUUUCGGACAGCAGCCCGACUGGAAGGCCAUAGGAGGGUCCAUGCACCUCGGGAGGGACCCUUCUCCUGCUCGCAUUGCCCUCGCCGCUUCCGUCGCCAAAUCAGCUUCUUGCAGCACCAGCAACAACACAAGGAGGAGUGGACAAAGCCUGACACUGGAGACACACAGUCACCUACAGCAGGAGGUGGGGAUCUCUCAUCUCCCCUCCAUCCACCCCCAUGACUCUUGGCCUAGACCCUUCACUUCAGUGGCCUCCAGACCUCGGCUUAUCCCUCUGAACUGUUUCAUCCAAAGACUGGGACAUCGGGGUUCUUAUUUCUGCUUUUAACUCAGGAGAGUUUGGAAAUCCUGAUCUCUCCUGUCAUCCUCUUGGGAAGGCCUCAGGAGAUUUGACAGGAUAGAAUAUAGUUAGAGAUGCUUUCUUUCCCUUCCUUCCAAUGAAAGAUCCAGGAGGCUGGAAAAUCCCAACCCUGGAGAAGAUGUUUUUGCCCCACCCCCUUGCCAUUUCUCUCUGGCUCCCAUCUUCUGCUGUAUGGGGCUAAUAUUCCAGGAUGCUGGUUGUCCAGUUUUUAGGAAAGGAUUAGAACUGACCUGAGUUCUUUUUCCCUUCUCUUCCUCAGCAUCAAGGACCCUAGGUCUACUGUCUGGGUCAUUGGAAAGAGAAAUCUAGGACAAAGGAACCUUGGAGUCUUAAGAAUGAAGGGGAGAGAAAAACCUAGGUUCAAGGAAGAUGUCUAGACUCCCAAAGAGGGAGAAGGGAACAGAUUUCUCCCUUGAGGGAAAAGCCUUUUGCUACAAUUUGUAACUUAUUUUCUAAAGUCUAUUUUGUAAGGUUUUAUUUAAGUUUUAAAAAAGGGAAAAUUUGCUCCAAAAAAAGGAAAUUUUAA